Polypterus senegalus (gray bichir) is the source of this 2757-nucleotide messenger RNA. RefSeq names its product protein PHTF2-like. The record is from RefSeq and is a predicted model, not a curated record. Lineage: Eukaryota; Metazoa; Chordata; Cladistia; Polypteriformes; Polypteridae. Gene Ontology annotation, cellular component: endoplasmic reticulum. The transcript is spliced from 20 exons. The coding region runs from base 286 to 2562 and encodes 758 amino acids.
CGCUUGAGCGAGCGUGCGCGCACACGCGCGACUCUUGCGAGGAUUACGGUAAGGAGUCUGGCAGGCUGGAGGUCAGAGCGAGAGAAAGACAGGCAGACAGCAGUUGCUCGACGCUACAGCUGCAUCAACUUAGACACUUCACUGUGGAAGAAGGCGCCUUGCCGAAAGAUAAGCCUGUAUCCUCGCCUACUUGCAAAAAUCAGCAACGAAGAGAGAUGUGAUUUAGCUUCAGUUGAUUGACUUCAACAGGAUAAAAUGACCACUGUGUUGAUCCUUGACAUGUAAAUGGCGUCCAAAGUCCGAGAUGCUGUAUUGUGGUACCAGAAAAAAAUUGGGGCCUAUGAUCAACAGAUUUGGGAGAAGUCGGUUGAACAGAGAGAGAUAAAGUUUGUUACAUUGGGCCUAAGGAACAAGCCAAAGAAGACAGGACAUGUGAAAUCCGACCUUAUAGAUGUCGACCUUGUGCGAGGUUCGGCAUUUGCUAAAGCAAAACCAGAAAGUCCUUGGACAUCUCUGACCCGAAAGGGCAUUGUACGAGUCGUGUUCUUUCCUUUCUUUUUCAAAUGGUGGAUCCAAGUUACCUCAAAAGCAAUCUUCUUUUUGCUAUUAUUUCUGUACCUCCUUCAAGUGGCAGCAGCAGUAUUAUUUUUUACAAUUUCCCAAGAACACAACAUCCCUGUUACUGAAGUGUUUGGAGCAGUUUGGCUCAUGUUACUUUUGGGAACAGUUCAUUGCCAGAUUGUUUCAACAAGGACCCCUAAACCUGCUCCUAGUGGUGGUGGAAAAAGGAGAAGGAAGUUAAGAAAAGCAGCACAUUGGGAGGUGCAUAGGGAAGGAGAUGGCUCUAGCACUACAGAUAACACACAGGAGGGGGUGCUGCACUGCUCUGAUUCUGCAAUCACUUACAGCCUUGGUGCUAUCUUCAGAGAUUUCUGGCAUGAUUUCUUUAAACCAGGAUCAAAGAAAACAAAGGCAUCAAUUGACAAAUCAACAGAAACCGAUAAUGGCUAUGUGUCACUGGAUGGAAAGAUGACUAGUAAGAGCAGUGAGGAUGGCACUCAGACACAUAAUCCACACGGUGAUGUUGCGAGGUCAGAAGAGGGGGGCAGUUGGAAUGCUGGUUCUGCUACGAGACACUUACACCAUCAUGGUCAACACAAGGAGUCACCCAGAACAAUGGGCAGUUUGUCUGAUGAAGUAUCCAGUGAGGAUGAUGCAGGUGGAGGAUUUGUGCAUAGCCGUCGUGUAAUUGACCGAGCUUCAAGUGACUGUGCAUUGCGAAACAGAAAGCUACAUCAUUACAAGAAGCACUACAUUUCUGAAGAUGCACCGAGAUCAGGAACCAGCUGCAGCUCCCAUUGUUCAAGCUCUCGUCAAGACUCUGAGAGUACGAGACAGGAAUCUGAAACUGAAGAUGUUCUUUGGGAAGAUUUUCUGCACUGUGCAAAAUGCCGUUCUUCCUGCACUAGUGAGACCGAAGGAGAGCACCCAAAUGUUUGUACUGGAACCAAGAAAGAGUUCAGAGAUGACCCCUUUCAUCAGGCUCACAUCCCAUGGCUUCAUAACUGUAACCCAGGCUUGGAAAGAGUGAGUGCCAUAGUGUGGGAAGGUAAUGAGUGUAAAAAAGCCGAUAUGUCUGUCCUGGAGAUCAGUGGAAUUAUUAUGAACCGAGUAAAUGUCUAUACUCCCGGGAUAGGUUACCAGAUUUUUGGCAAUGUGGUUUCAUUAAUCCUUGGACUGACUCCAUUUGCAUACAGACUGUCUCAGUACACUGACUUGGAGCAGCUCACCUCUUUGUCGGCCUUGGAGCUCUUAAAUGUUGCAUUUGGUUCUAACUCUGAAAGUACAGUCAUAUUAAUGGUGCUGACAAGUUUUGUGGUCCGAAUCUGUGUUAUAUGGCUUUUCUUCUUUCUUCUGAGUGUUGCAGAGCGCACUUACAAACAGAGGCUUCUUUUUGCCAAGCUGUUUGGACAUUUAACUUCUGCAAGAAGAGCCAGAAAAUCAGAGGUUCCGCAUUUUCGUUUGAAGAAAGUACAAAAUAUAAAGAUGUGGCUGUCACUCAGAUCAUAUUUGAAGAGACGAGGCCCACAGCGGUCCGUGGAUGUUAUUGUUUCAUCUGCUUUUCUACUGACCCUCUCUGUGGUCUUUAUUUGCUGUGCACAGCUUCUUCAUGUCCAUGAGACAUUUCUUGACUGCCACUACAACUGGGAACUGGUUAUCUGGUGUAUUUCUUUAUCAUUGUUUCUGCUGAGGUUUGUUACCCUGGGAUCUGAGACCAGCAAAAAAUACAGCAAUACCUCUAUUCUGUUGACAGAGCAGAUCAACUUGUAUUUAAAAAUGGAGAAGAAACCUAAUAAGAAGGAAGAGCUAACCUUAGUGAACAAUGUGUUGAAAUUAGCUACAAAGUUGCUCAAGGAGCUGGAUACGCCAUUUAGACUUUACGGACUGACAAUGAACCCUUUACUAUAUAAUAUUACUCAGGUGGUAAUACUGUCAGCUGUCUCUGGAGUCAUCAGUGACCUGCUGGGCUUUAACCUAAAGCUUUGGAAGAUCAAAUCAUAACAAGAAAAAAAUGGAUUCAUGUUUGAACUUGGAGUAGAAUAAUUUAACAAUCUCUGAAGCUAUAGAAACUGACUUUGGACCUUAAGGACUGGACCUUUGUAUUCAGACAUAUCAAAAUGCUUACACCUGAGAUGUUUGUGCAAUUAAGAUAUUUAUUUUACCUGUUCAGUGGUUCACUUUACUUUGCACUUGUAA